Carassius carassius (crucian carp) is the source of this 2999-nucleotide messenger RNA. RefSeq names its product maturin, neural progenitor differentiation regulator homolog (Xenopus) (gene mturn). Lineage: Eukaryota; Metazoa; Chordata; Actinopteri; Cypriniformes; Cyprinidae. Gene Ontology annotation, cellular component: cytoplasm. The record is from RefSeq and is a predicted model, not a curated record. Gene Ontology annotation, biological process: regulation of signaling; positive regulation of megakaryocyte differentiation. Bases 240 to 641 code for a protein of 133 amino acids. The transcript has 3 exons.
UCAUCCUGCCAAAGGACAGGCGUUGUUCUCCGCACAGGAGGACUGAACCGGGUCCGGCCCUGCUGGUCCAUUUCAGGAAGACUCCAGUACAGGCCGAUAUGAGACAGUGAGAGCGCAACAGAACCAGCAUCAUCUGCGAACACCAUGACGACGCAGCCUUAGUGCUUAGCAUCCGCAUCCUCAGCAUCAUCCGCGGCUCAGGUGCGCUGCUGCGCGCGUCCGUCCGUCCGUCAGGCAGGAUGGAGUUCAAAGAGCUGGUAGACACCGCAGAGAAAUGGUGCUCCGGUAACCCGUUCGACCUGAUCUUCGCCGAGGAUGUGGACGAGAGGCGACUGGACUUCUACGCCGAGCCCGGGAUCUCGUUUUACGUGCUCUGCCCGGACAAUCUUACCGGAGGAACCGACAAUUUUCAUGUGUGGAGUGAGAGCGAGGACUGUCUGCCGUUCCUGCAGCUGGCGCAGGACUACAUCUCCUCUUGUGGGAAGAAAACACUGCUGGAGGUACUAGACAAGGUCUUCAGAUCCUUCAGGCCUCUCCUGGGUCUUCCAGAUAUUGACGAUGACACAUUCGAUCAGUAUCACGCAGACGUGGAGGAGGAACCAGAGCCAGACCACCAGCAGAUGGGUGUGAGCCAGCAAUAAUGCCCAGCAGAGAGGCUCCUCGCUGGGCCACAGUCUCUGCAUCGAGCCCUGUUCUCCUAAUCUAACUCACCUGGCUCUUCUUCUUACAUACACAAACACACACACACCGCACCAUUAAACCCUUUAAAAUCUGGACAGCUUUUCCUGCACCCUGAUUUUAACUCAGAUGAUCAUUAUUUUGGUCUAUAUUAUUUCACAUUAACUUCUCAUCAAAUUCGAGCAGAGACAAAACAAAUAUCUCAUUCCCAGCCUUUAUAAUUUAUAUAUAAACCUGUCAUGUGACUGGCUGUAGUAGAUCAGAAACUUAUGUUCAGAAUGGUAUGCUAGUGCACUGUAUACUGCUGCACUGUUGGCACAUGAGCUCAUUACUUUGCAUUUGUAAUUCAGUGUCAUGUAGUUCUCGAAAAAUAAGGAUGUUUUUGCAUUUUGUAUCCAAUUUUGUGGUAAAAACAUUUGAAUUCUUGACAGUCGGUAUCACACCCUGUUCAUUCAUCAGAUUGGAAAUGAAAGCUAAAUUAUGCACAUUUUGAUCAAUUCUAUCAAUCUGGAAUUUCUUGCAAACACAAUUUACAUGCAAAAUAGUUAUAGUGGUAUACUAAUAUGAUAUUCUGAACAUAACACUUGGGAAUUUGCUUAAGGUAAAUAAUUAAGGAAAAUCGUUUUUUUUUGUGCACCGAUGAAUUGUUCACUAUGAGACCAGGAACUUGUAGUAAGAAAGUAAAUAUGGUCAAUUAUUUUGAUUUCAUGUUGAUUGUAAAGAAUCUAGAUAUCCGUGAAUAAGACAUUUUACCCCAGGUCUUGUGCUUUAAAUCUCUCCAAAAUACCUGCUAAAUGACAAAUAACCAAAGCUGAUUGCAAGUGCAUACAAAGUAUCUGUGGUCAAUGAUCAAAUGAAACAAGAUCAGAAGGUAAAGUCUGAUUGUCACUGGGGCAGAGGUGAUGGAGUCAGUGUGUUUUUGGCUGGGUGAGACGUUUAAACAGACGCUUGAUUAAUCCUCUCUUUGCCUUUAUUGUCUUUUGAUUGUAUUAAUCAACUUCCAGUUAACUCUAGAGUUUAACCCGAGAAAGGUCAAACUGUGUAUCUAAGUCUAAACUCUUAAAAUAAAGGUUCUUCUGCGGUUCAACACUGAAUGCAAUUCUUAUCAACAUCCAUUUUUGGCAUCAUAGGGUUCUUGAGUUGAUAUGGACUUCCUUAAAGGUGCUCUGUACGAUUUUUACAAAGAGGUCUAUCAGAUGUUUGUAUGCUAUCUGGGUCAUAAUCUUUCGAGUUCUUGAUGUGUUGAAGGGGCGUGACUGAGGCACACAUUUUGGUCUGAGAUGCGCUGCUCUCGUGCAACAUCUAGUUGAGAAAUCAUAACGCAUUUAAAGAAGGCGUUAAAGAACCAGAGACUGAGUAGUUGUAAUUUUAACAUAACAUCAAACUUUAAAACCUGGAUACCACCAGAACCUUUAUUUUUAAGAGUAGGCUUAUAUGAGCUGAUUCAGGUGACUGCUGUGUAAUGGUCAUGUGACCUCGACCUGUUUAAAGCAUCAUUUAUCUGCUGUCAUUUUAUCAGUACAAACACAUCCUGGUGGAAGGACAGCCACAGGAGAGGUCAGCACAGAAACAAACAUGUUCCUCCAGGACGUACUGUGUGUGAAUUUGCUGAUGUUACACAUGUGGCCGCUAAACUUCUUCUGCUUCCAUAGUGUCUUCCUGCACAGCCCCAGUCUACAGUGAAGCGUAGAGAUGAAUUAUACCAACAUUAAAUGGAAGUGUUACUGAGAUCCAAGCUGCUGUUUUUAUGUAGUUAUGUAACAGCUCUGUACCAGAUUGUGAUUAUUAUUUUAUUUUACUGUUUAUUUAUUUGUCCCAUGAUCUAAACUUAUCAACUUUGCCACUUUUUGUGUAAUUUUUUAUUUCUUUUGCUUGACUAUGUUACUUCAUGUAACUUAACUUUUAAAAAUGUAUUUGUUUGUGUAUAAGUAUGUAUGAAUUUUUUUUAAUCACCUGACUGUCUUCAUUGUGUAACAGUGAAAGCUUUAUACCGGAUUUGUGAUUUCUCUUUUAUUUAUUAUUUAUAUUGUUUAUUAGCAUUUAUCUAUUGCUAAUAUUAGCACUUAUUUAUUUACUCCUUUGUGUGUGUAAAUCCGUUUGUGGAUGAUAUUUUCGUCACCUUUAUAACUAAUAAUUUAAUUUCUAAGAAGAUUGUUCAUUACAGUGUGGUAUUUGGAAAUAUUGUUAUUGAUUUUAGAUGAAUGUUGAUCAGCCCGUUGAGCCUGUAGAGUCAUUUAGAAUUAAACUGGAGUAAAAUUCGUUUGGGUCAGCAUGAACUGUAACCUGAAAGUCAACAAUUAAAUUUGAGCCUUAUGAGUGUA